GCUAGAAAUCCUGUUCCUGGGACCUGUGCAGCUCAGUCCACAAGGUUUCUCUGGAAGUGGCACGUGCGGACUCUAAGCUUCAAGAUGGUGCAUGCUAAGAGCUGGACCCUGAAGAAGCACUUUGAAGGCCCCCCUACCAGUAGUAACUUUGAGCUCAAGACUACUGAGCUCCCACCCUUAAAAAAUGGAGAGGUGCUGCUGGAAGCUUUGUUCCUCACUGUGGAUCCUUACAUGAGAAUAGCGGCCAAAAGAUUGAAGGAGGGAGACACAAUGAUGGGUGAGCAAGUGGCCAGAGUCGUGGAAAGUAAAAACUCAGCCUUCCCAACAGGAACUGUUGUACUGACUUUUUCUGGCUGGACAACACACUCCAUUUCUGAUGGGAAAAAAUUGGAAAAACUGUCUGCAGAAUGGCCCAAAACGUUACCACUGUCUUUGGCUCUGGGGACAGUAGGUAUGCCAGGCCUAACUGCCUACUUUGGCCUACUUGAAGUCUGUGGUGUGAAGGGAGGAGAAACAGUUCUGGUCAAUGCGGCAGCAGGAGCAGUGGGCUCUGUUGUUGGGCAGAUAGCAAAGCUGAAGGGCUGCAAAGUUGUUGGAUCAGCAGGGUCUGAUGAAAAGGUGGCCUAUCUUAAAAAGAUUGGAUUUGAUGUUGCCUUUAACUAUAAGACAGUAGAGUCUUUGGAAAAAGCUUUGAAAGAAGCCUCUCCUGAUGGGUAUGAUUGUUAUUUUGACAAUGUUGGUGGAGAGUUUACAAACACUGUUAUUCCCCAGAUGAAAACAUUUGGAAGAAUUGCAGUGUGUGGGGCCAUCUCUACCUAUAACCGUACUGGGCCUCCUCCCCCAGGCCCACCCCCGGAGAUUAUUAUCUAUCAACAACUCCGCACAGAAGGGUUCAUCGUCUAUCGCUGGCAAGGAGAGGUCCGCCAGAAAGCCCUGAAAGAGCUGAUGACGUGGGUGUUAGAGGGUAAAAUCCAGUAUCACGAGCACGUCACUGAAGGAUUUGAAAACAUGCCAGCAGCAUUUAUGGGAAUGCUGAAAGGAGAAAAUCUGGGGAAGGCAAUAAUGAAAGCAUGAGAAAAAUGACACCUGGAAUCCUCAUUGGAUGUUCAUCUCCUUUUCUCCUGCUUGCUCUAAAUGUAUACUACCUUAAUCAUCUAAGAAUGAGUCACUGUAAUGAGUUUAAUCUACCCAAAAAACACAUGUAAGUGGUUUGUAAUUAGUGACAGAGCAUGAAAAUUAUCUGAUGAAAACCACCACUCACCCUGCUACCCACUACAGCUCCUCCUGGGGUAGCAUAAAAAACAGUGGUUUGGGGUCCCAAGUUCUACUGUAGACUUCAGAUUUUUCCUCUGUAGAAUGAGAAUAAGGGUUAGCUCACUCCCUGCAGAAAUCAGUGGAUUUGAAGUCAUAAGAUCUCCACCCCUGUUGCUUAUGAUGACACCAGAACCACAGCUGAUGUACAGUGGUCUGUGGACCAGCCACAAUGGUGGUGUGCACAUGAGUCUAAUAAUAUAACAGACCAAGGAAGGAAUCUGCCCUUCACAGCAGCUGCAAAAAAUAUGAUAAUACCUGAUACUAUAAAAAUAUGCAGAAUCUAAAGCUUGAAAAAAUUUUGAGGAAUAUAAAAGAUUUAAACAUAUAGAAAUGCACAAUGUAGUAAAAAAAAGAUAAGGGGCUAAGACUAAUAAAAGGGAUGAAUUUGAUCAAAGGACAUUAUAUGAAUGCAUGGAAACAAUGACACCCUUUAUUACCAUUAAUAUAUGGUAAUAACAAAAAAACAGAAUAAAAUUUGAAAAAAGAAGGAAGGCUACCAUACUCUGGACCAGGAGGAUUCAAUAUCAGAAAGAUGUCAGUUUUGUUGAUCAAUUCUAUCAUCAUAGAAGGGUUAAAUAGAAUUGUACAAUGAAACAAUGGGGCAAAACGUGUGGUUAUAUAAAAGCUCUGGAAUGAUGUCAUGAAGUUCUAACAUGGUUUGACUUCAAGGAAGAGAACUGAGGAGUACCAAAAGGACAGGGAUAAGAGGAAAACUUUCUACUGUUUGAAUUCUGAACCUUAUGAAUGAAUUUACUGACAAAUACAGUUAAAACAUAAAAGUCUCUGCUUUUUUUGUAUUCAAUCCUAUAGACAGAUGGGAGGGAACGUGGUGCCUGCCUUUUGGGGUUGGGAUGGAAAAGCUUCUGUAGCCCAGAGCAGGGUGAGGAGAUCAUGCAGGGAGGCU
This is a messenger RNA of Castor canadensis (American beaver), 2218 nucleotides long. RefSeq names its product prostaglandin reductase 1. The record is from RefSeq and is a predicted model, not a curated record. Gene Ontology annotation, cellular component: cytoplasm. NCBI's taxonomy places the organism in Eukaryota, Metazoa, Chordata, Mammalia, Rodentia, Castoridae. Gene Ontology annotation, biological process: prostaglandin metabolic process. Gene Ontology annotation, molecular function: 15-oxoprostaglandin 13-reductase [NAD(P)+] activity; 2-alkenal reductase [NAD(P)H] activity.